Mycena indigotica is the source of this 1320-nucleotide messenger RNA. Its product is annotated as DNAj-like protein subfamily a member 2-like protein. Gene Ontology annotation, biological process: response to heat; protein refolding. The transcript is spliced from 12 exons. The record is from RefSeq and is a predicted model, not a curated record. NCBI's taxonomy places the organism in Eukaryota, Fungi, Basidiomycota, Agaricomycetes, Agaricales, Mycenaceae. Gene Ontology annotation, cellular component: cytoplasm. Gene Ontology annotation, molecular function: ATP binding; Hsp70 protein binding. The coding region runs from base 19 to 1320 and encodes 433 amino acids.
UUUCUUUCGACCAUCCCAAUGGCUCCCGUCGAAACUGAACUAUACGACAUUCUCGGUGUCUCUCCGAACGCUUCGGAAGACGACAUAAAAAAGGCUUACCGUAAGAAGGCUAGAGAGCAGCAUCCUGACAAAAACAUCAACGACCCGCAGGCUUCUCAAAAGUUUCAAGAGCUUGGGGCAGCCUACGAAACACUCAGCGAUCCGCAACUAAGAAGUCUCUAUGAUGCCAAUGGAAUUGACGGGCUCAAGUCCGGCAGUGGCAUGUCAGGAAUGGAUGACCUCUUCGCUCAAUUCUUCGCUGGAGGUGGCAUGCACUUUGGAUUCGACUUUGGUGGCCCAAGCAGUCGUAGAAGGGGUGCUAGCGAUGACACUGUCGUCCCCCAUACAGUUACGCUCGAAGAUCUCUACAACGGCAAAAUCCUCAAGCUGAAUCUUGAGAAAGAGGCCGUUUGCAGCACGUGUAAAGGGUCGGGUGCUCGUGGGAAUGCGAAACCAAAACCAUGCGGAAUAUGCGAAGGACGAGGAUGGACCCCUACCCAAUCAAGUAACGGGACCUUCCUCACCACAUCACGAGCUGCUUGUCGAGAUUGCGACGGAACCGGCGAGAGACUGAAGGAGAAAGACCGAUGUAAGAAAUGCAAGGGCAGCAAAACUGUGAAGGAGAAAAACCGGCACGAAGUUGUUAUCGAGAAAGGCAUGGCGGAUAAGCAACGAAUCGUGCUUGCUGGCGCUGGAGACGAGGAGCCUGGCACCCCAGCUGGGGACGUGAUAUUCGUGUUACGAAUGACUCCCCAUGAAUCGUUCGAACGCUCAGGAAAUGAUCUUCUGGCUAAUGUCAAAAUCACUCUUUCUGAAGCCCUUUUCGGAUUUUCGCGAAUACUAAUCACCCAUCUGGACGGUCGUGGUAUCAAGGUAUCGAGCCCGCCGAAGAAAAUUAUCAAGCAUUCCGAUACCAUCGUCCUACGAGGCGAGGGGAUGCCGGUUCACAAACAGCCCAACACGAAGGGCGACCUCUACCUGACCUUUUCUAUUGAGAUGCCGGACGAAGAGUGGCUUACCACGGCCAACGCGGCGUCCCUGAUAUCAAUGCUCCCGCCCAAAAAGGGAGACCUUGACCCACCGCCAGAGGUGGUCUCGUCAGCUAUAUUUGUGGAAGCAGAUAUUGAGGAAGUGCGUGAACGCCAUUUCCCAGCUGGUUCCGAUUUCUUUGACAGUGCUUUUGCGCACCAGUUCGGUGAAGACGAAGAUGAGUGGGAGGAUGAAGACGACGAUGAAGACGACGAAUACGGAGGGGGAGAACCCGAGUGUCGACCCCAAUAG